Messenger RNA from Xyrichtys novacula (pearly razorfish), 153 nucleotides. The record is from the annotation of a GenBank genome assembly. NCBI's taxonomy places the organism in Eukaryota, Metazoa, Chordata, Actinopteri, Labriformes, Labridae.
AUGGACAACUCCUCACAGACAGAGGAAGAGGAGAAGGAAGAGGAGGAGGAGGAGGAGGAGGGAGAAGAGGAGGAGGAAGGGGAGCAAAAGGAGGAAAAAGAGGAGGAGGAGGAAGAGGAGGGAGCGUCACUCCUGCUUCCUUUUCCAUCCUGA